AUGCCUUUAGAUAAAUGUCGCACGAUCAUUCACUGUUUGCGCGUUUGUGAUUCAACAACCGACCGAAAUGACUCAUUGAUCGCCCAUCACCUCUGCCGAGGGAAGAAAUCUCCUCACAAUCACAGCGCUGCUCAAAUAUCACAAACUUCGGAAACAUCCAACUACGGCCAAUGGACACUGGGUGAAGACUUGUGUAAAGUGUUUCCAGUAUUCUUCUACGGUAACGUGGCCGUUUCCGUGCUAAGCAUGGUAGGCCUCACCAUAAAUCGGUAUACGCUGAUUCUACAUCCUAGUCGAUAUGCUAAGAUCUACACUCCAAUAAGCUUGUGUCUUCAACUGUUCGCGAUAUGGGCAUUCUCCUUCGGAAUUAUGCUCCUUCCAUUAUUCGAAAUAUGGGGAACACUAGGACUUGACGAAGAGACAUUCUCUUGUACGAUACUAAAGAAAAAUGACACAUCACCAAAGAAGUAUAUUUUCCUGUUUGGGGUUCUAGUGCCCUGUAUAAUCAUUUCAAUCUCUUAUUCGUGCAUAUUCUACACAGUACACAAGCAACGAGCAAAGCUUAAGGCUCACAACUCCAACUCUUCGGGGAGAAUUGAAUCCUUUUUCCGAAGCAAAGAAGAUUGUCGGCUCACGCUGACACUGCUGACCAUUUACAUAUGCUUUUUGGUAUGCUUUCUGCCACUAAUGCUUGCCAACGUGAUCGACGACGACGGAUCGUAUGCGAAUCUCCACGUGUUUGCCUCGGUGCUGGCGUGGAUGUCAGCCGUCAUCAAUCCAUUCAUCUAUGCCAUCGGGAGCCAGAAUUACAGGCACGCGUAUACCAAACUCCUCUCAGAACUUUGCUUCUGGAAGACUAAUGUCGAACUGCGAUCGUUCGACGAAGUGAACAAAUCUCGGACGGUAGAUCAUUUAUAG
Messenger RNA from Armigeres subalbatus, 918 nucleotides. RefSeq names its product protein trapped in endoderm-1-like. NCBI's taxonomy places the organism in Eukaryota, Metazoa, Arthropoda, Insecta, Diptera, Culicidae. Gene Ontology annotation, biological process: G protein-coupled receptor signaling pathway. The transcript has 6 exons. Gene Ontology annotation, molecular function: G protein-coupled receptor activity. Gene Ontology annotation, cellular component: membrane. The coding region runs from base 1 to 918 and encodes 305 amino acids. The record is from RefSeq and is a predicted model, not a curated record.